AUGCCGCUACUAUGUCGUGCAAGAAAGCUGGAAAGGGUUUUGUUCUUCGGCAGCUCUGGUCCAUAUCUGGCCUUGCCGGUCGAGAACUUGCUGGAGGUGAACCUCAUCAACUGUCACUUCGUCGAGUCCGAGCUUCGCAAUCCCCUCCAGCACUGCAGACGUCUUCGGAAAUGCGUCUGCGCCGGCGGGGCCAAGGCGUGCGAGGUUAUCGAGGCCCUCGAGCCAGCCCACAGCAGCCUCGAGGUCCUAGGUAUGGACCUCCGCCGUUGGGCUGGUCCUCGCGGUCUGAGGAUCCCGUCCCUGGAACAGUUCGUUGCCCUCAAGGUCUUGUAUAUUGACCUGAUUUGCGUCUGGGACUGGCGGUCGGGGAACAACACGGAUUCCCCGCCCAGCCCAGACAUGCUGUUCACCACUUUGUUGCCCGAGUCGAUCGAGGAGGUUGCACUGUUCGGCAUGGGCUCCAAUGCUGCAGCCUAUGGGUUCGAGGUGGAAGCACAUGUCAAAAGGCUGGCCUCGGACAGAAAAGAGAAGGGCAGGUUUCAGCAGCUGAAACAGUUGCGUGGUCAAGGGUUCUGGCCCUUUGGGUACGACGUGGAUCCGAGGUCGGUAGCAAAUGAUGAUAUUGUACCCCGUAUCACCGCAUUGAAUGACGCAAAGACCGUAUUGGGGGACAAUGGAGUUGAAGUCAUCUUCGAUGCAGAAGGGGACUCGGAUCUGGAAUUUGGCAACAUCAUAUCAUUUUGCUAG
Molecule: messenger RNA, 747 nt
Organism: Diaporthe citri
Lineage: Eukaryota; Fungi; Ascomycota; Sordariomycetes; Diaporthales; Diaporthaceae
Exons: 1
Coding region: 1-747 (248 amino acids)
Source: RefSeq, a predicted model, not a curated record